AUUUAUGUUAUUUGUAAAUGUGAGAAGAAUCAUUAAUGAGGGUGUGCCAAGUAGCGGCGAUUAGGGUGAUAAACGGGCCUUGUAACGUUCCCGGUCACACUUCGAGUGAGUGAAAAUUGUGCUCGGUACGGGGUGAGUGUCCAAAACGUUCAUUCCCCCCGCUUUAAAAGGGGGGCGGUGGCUCGCAUCAGUGUUUUUUUAUCGUUUCUUUAGACGUCUUCAUCCCGAAAAUAACAAUGGCCGGAGGAUUCGAAUAUGCAUGGAUUUUUAAAAUGCCAAGCUUGCUACCCUGGCAACCUACAUGCAUUUUCCUGACCCUUUCUUAUUACAUGUGUCAAUUAGCAUCGAAUGGACUUGGCAGAAACUAUGAAAAACAUUGUUGCCAAAGGUAUGCAAACCGAAAUGGGACCACCAGGCGGAGGUUCUGGUUAUCCUGGUACGCCAAGUAGUGCUGGUUAUGUUACUGAGAAGAUGUAUAUGUUAUUACAAGCCUAUCUUCAAAAUAAAGGUUGGAAUGCAAGCAUAGAACUUCUGCAAUGUUUUUCCGAAUUCAAGGAUGCGUCUAUGAUCCCAAGUGCUGCUUAUUUGCAAAUGAUGGCAUCUAGAAUAGCAUUGGACACUCAGGGGAGGCUAGUGCUUAGAGAGAAUGGGAAAAUAAUAUUGCCCUAUGAACAUUUUGCAAAUGCUGUGAUGUUGAAGCACAUGAAUGGUCCACAUGGUCUACAUUUAGGCUUAGAAGGCACGGUUAGGGCUGUUAUGGAAUCAUACACAAUUGGACGAGAAUGUUUUGGUAUGGAGAAAGAAUUUAUAAUUGAGGUGGUGCAAAAUUGUCCAAAUCCUGCUUGUCGUUACUACAAAAAUCAAUUGGAAUUAACCCAAAAAAUGGGACAUAUGGCGCCAACUUAUAUUCAAGAUAGCGAAACAACAGCCUCCCUUCUACGUAGUAGCUUUCCUCAUAAUACUGAUUUUCAAGCAAGUUUAAGUGGUGCUAAUCCAAAUACUCAUAUGGGUGGAGGAUCUACAGCAGAUUUAUCAGAAAUUAGAAAUGCUGGAAACCAAAUGAAUCUUCAACGUCCUCCAAGCCGUCCAUCAUUAAAUAUACCACAUCGGCCUGUGUCACAAGAAAAGAAAGUAACAACUGGGAAGCAGCAUUAUGAAUCUUUAGUACCUACUAUUUCAAUGUCUGAUCAUAAAUUAACAGAUUUUUUAAGAACAAAUUUGGAUAAUUUGGACAAUCUCGGCGGGCUUGGUUUAGGGAACUUACAAGGAAUAGGAAAUGCAAAUAAAGAUCUGUUAGCAUUACAUAAUGGAGCUUGGCCAUUGGAAAAUGAAAAAGGAUCUCGCUCGUCUUCAAAUUCAGAAGGUGGACAAGAGAAGAUAGUGAGGGCUUUUGCAGAGGUCAUGAAGAAUAUGGCAAGGAUGAAGGCUUGUGUACGUCCUGCAAUGUGCAAACCAUAUGGAAAGCAAUCAGAAGCUUUGCAGAAAACGCUAGUGGAUACCAUACAGCUUGUGCAGUCAUUAAGAAGUUUCCUGCCACCUCCACAUAUUCCUGUAUCAAGCUGGAAAAAUGAAGAUAAACAUCGAUUAGAUCAUACGGGUACUCCUUAUCUCCCAUCAUUAAAGACUGGAGGUUUAGAAGAGUUGUGCGAACAACGCAAGUUAGACUAAACAAUGUCUUCGCUUUCUAAGUGUUAGACCAGGUUUUGUCUUUGCGCUCUAUGAUGUUCUAGUCAUGUGGUGUUUAUGGGUUAGACGGGUGUUUUGUAUUUAAACAACCCGAAGGAUUGCUCAAAUGUUGUUGGCGUUUAGGACCUCAGAAUACUAAGAGACAAAAUGAGUCAUGCGUGGACUGUGAUAAACGUGGGUAGUGAAAAAAUUUAUAUAUAGUCAAUCGAAACUCACACCGUUAUUUCAGAUUUAAAACAAGCUUUAUCUUUUUGCUAUGAUUUUUUCUCAAAUCUUUACAAUCUGCCUAUGGGGCUUACUUAGCAAUAGCGGUCAGAUAAUUUUUAAGUAUCUGCCACGCAACAAAUAAUUAGCUUACUAUACGUAUUAUAAAACAGCAUUUAUAUUUUAUUAUUAUAUAUUGAUUUAAUAACUCACCAUUUGUGUUCUAAUGAUUACCUGAUUAAUAAUGUAUUAUAAAGUUUCUUUAUGAGUUAUAUAGAUAAAUUUUAUGAGUGUGCUGAAAGUUUGA
Colletes gigas is the source of this 2197-nucleotide messenger RNA. RefSeq lists its product as uncharacterized. The transcript has 7 exons. NCBI's taxonomy places the organism in Eukaryota, Metazoa, Arthropoda, Insecta, Hymenoptera, Colletidae. The coding region runs from base 349 to 1668 and encodes 439 amino acids. The record is from RefSeq and is a predicted model, not a curated record.